Messenger RNA from Exophiala viscosa, 2139 nucleotides. RefSeq names its product RNA recognition motif 2-domain-containing protein. Lineage: Eukaryota; Fungi; Ascomycota; Eurotiomycetes; Chaetothyriales; Herpotrichiellaceae. The record is from RefSeq and is a predicted model, not a curated record. The transcript has 11 exons. Bases 1 to 2139 code for a protein of 712 amino acids. Gene Ontology annotation, molecular function: RNA binding.
AUGUCUCCACCUCGUGGUUCGGCAUCAGCUUCGAGCCCUCACUCUGAGCAUGACACCACCUUUCACGGAACUCCAUCCACAAACAUUACCUCUUUCACUCCUGAAGGUGUUCCAGGCACCAAGGGAAAAGGACGUGCUGUUGACUUCUACACUGGAGACCCUGAGGGUGUUGACAUCUACACCAAGGCUCGUGAGGCUACCAAGGCCACCCACGUUCCCAAGCCUGCCAAACAUGCUAGUGUUGCCGAUGACGAUGUCUUCCUGAGUGCACCAACUCCUACCAACGGCCCACUGCUGUCGCCCACUGCUGAGGUCUUCGAACCACAGUUCUCCCACCCUACUGCCGCCAAGGUUCCUUCUGCUCCUCGAGUCUACCGUGCCAAUGGCUUUGCACCUGUGCAGCCUGCUCCCAUCAUCGGACAUGCCUAUGGCGCUCAUGCCUUCCCAAAGAAUGCUGCUCCCACUGGAAACAUUGGUGCUCAGCGCAAGACCCCAGGAGUGAUCGGUGGAACAAACGUCGACACUGACAAUGAAAAGUACCUUGAUCUGCUCAUGUGCCAGAACCAGAUCCAGCUGCAUUACAAGUCUCCAGUUGUCUCUAACAUCUGGAUGCAUGACAUUCACCUUUCUGAAGGCGAAUUCAGUACUGAUAUGAACUCCAUCCGUGCCUUCACUGUCCUCGGUCUCCCUGCUGAGUUCCGUUCUCCUUCUCGCCGCAUCGUCGACGCUUUCAAGCCGGAGGUGUUCCCAUCUAUCAAGUCAAUCAAUGCUGCUCAGGUCGUUACUGGUGGUCUCUUCACUGUCGCCUUUGACGACGUUCGUGACGCUAAGAGAGCUCUCCAUGUUGCUGCCAACUUGGCCCCACACACUCGUGUCUUCCCAAUGAAACUCAAAGCUGUUGCUGCCGACCAAGGCAGAGACCCAACUUUGGAGACCGAGUAUGCAGGACAGAUUGUCAUCAGCGCUUACUACAACGGCAACCCUUCUCAGCCGCCAAUAAAGGCUCAUCCGGUCGUCAUUGAGAUCAAGCGUCUUCUCAAGCAAUGUGGCGAUAUCAAGGCUUUCCACACCAUGCCACCAAAUCAACUUCACUGCCGAGAAUUUCGUGCCGAGUUCUACAAUGCCGCUAACGUCGCUUGUGCGAAGGAUGUCAUCAGUGGCACAGUCAUCAAUGGCACCGUGCUCGAUGUCGAGCUGUAUACUCCGGACAUUCGCCCUGUUGUACUGGACGAUCUUGAUGAUCUUGAAAUCCCUUUCCAGAAGCUGUCUGUGACGGGUCGCUCUACUGUCCCUGUGGAUUCAGAUUACGAUCGUCUCGCCUAUGUCAUCCAACGUGAUGCGGCUCGCAAUGGUCGUCGCGGCAAUCAGAACGGCAACCACAAUGCUGUCGACAUCGCCCGUAUCCAAUCGGGUGCAGAUGUUCGAACCACUAUCAUGUUGCGCAACAUCCCAAACCGCGUUGAUCAACCCAUGCUCAAGGAGCUCCUUGACCGUACUAGCGCCGGUCGAUACGACUUCAUGUACCUUCGCAUCGAUUUCGCGAACAACUGCAAUGUUGGAUAUGCCUUCAUCAACUUCGUCGAUGCACCUUCUAUCAUCCCAUUCGUCCUUGCCCGUGCUGGAAAGCGCUGGAAUUGCUUCAACUCUGACAAGGUUGCUGAGGUCUCCUAUGCCACGAUUCAAGGCAAAGACUGCUUGGUCCAGAAGUUCCGCAACUCCUCAGUUAUGCUUGAGCACCCGGCCUUUCGACCAAAGCUCUAUGUUGCUGGCAAUGUUCUCAAUGCCGGCCAGGAGGAGAAGUUCCCAGGACCUGACAAUGCCUCAAAGAUGCGUCGCUCGGUGGAGAAUGCUGAGCAUGUCGGUCUGUACAUCCCUGAGAAGCUGGCCCUUGCUCUUCGAAACCCAAACCCAAACCCAAACACUCGCCCUGCUUUCCCGGAACCGCAACCUCCCAGACCUGUUGCACGAUUUGAACGCCCUCAGGGCUUCUAUCUUCCACCUGCCCGUGCUGCACCAGAUGCCACUGACGCUUACACCUUCCUUGGUCGGGUGUCGCGGUCUUUCCUGCUCCCACAGUCAUCCGUUGAUGUCAACAGUCCCCAUGAUCCAUUCGCUGGCAACCCUCGCCCCUUCUCGUGA